UGAAUUUGAAAACUGGCGGUUGAAUACUGAAUCUUUUACGGAAGAGGAGAAGCAGUGUAAAGAGCAUCAACAUGACUGCUGAUUCUGAACUGGAGAUCCGUGAAACUUUCCAGCGUGCUCAGAAAGCGCACAACAACAAGGCCAAGCUGGUGGCCAGUCUGAAGAACAUGUAUGUUCAGUUACAGGAUAAGGCAGCAUUCCACGAGGAGUUUCUGCGCUGCCUAAAAUAUGCGUUGAUUGUGUACACCAGAGAGCCGGCGGUGGAAAGCGUCAUCGACUUUGUGGUCAAGUUUGCCGUCAGCUUCGAGACACCCAUGAACGAGGUGGAGGAUGAGGAGGAGGAAGAGGAGGAGGAUACAUUUCUGAACUUCCUGUUCAACUUUCUGUUGGAGUGUCAUGGAGUGAGCAGCCAUGCGGUUCGGUUCCGGGUGUGUCAGCUGGUGAACAAGCUGCUGGGCAGUCUGAGUGAGAACGCGCAGAUUGAUGACGAGCUAUGUGAACAGAUCCACAAGGCCAUGCUGAUCCGUGUCACAGAUAAAUACCCCAAUGUUAGGAUCCAGGCCGUGCUUGCCAUGGCCCGCCUGCAGGACCCAGAGAGCCCUGAUUGUCCCACGGUCAACGCAUACAUGCUGCUUUUGGAGAACGACUCAAAUCCUGAGGUCCGGAGAGCCGUCCUGUCCUGCAUCGCACCCUCUGCCCUCACGCUCCCUAAAAUCUACAGACGUACUCGUGAUGUUAAAGAGAAAGUCCGCAAACUGGCCUAUCAGGUGCUCGCUGAGAAAGUGCAUAUCCGAGCUUUGACCAUCGCUCAGAGAGUCAGCCUGCUGCAGCAAGGACUCAACGACACUGCGGCCUCGGUGAAGGAGGUGGUGAAGCAGACACUCCUUCCCUCUUGGCUUCGCCUCCUUCAGGGAGACGUGCUGCAGUUACUACACAGACUGGACGUCGAGAACUGUGCUGACACGGCAGUGUCUGCCCUGCAUGCCCAUUUCUCUAUGGCAACAACCCUCGGUGACCUACUGAAUGUAGCUAAACUGGAUGACAGAAAGCUGAUCCCGUUAGAUGCCCUGACAUGUGAGAACGUGCUGUAUUGGCGUGCGUUCUGUGAGUUUGUGAAGAGUAAAGGAGAUGAGGGGGAGGAGUUUCUGGACAAACUCUUACCUGAACCUGCUCUAUUUGCCGAGUAUCUGUACAGUUAUAUGAAGACCCUUCCAGCCAUGUGUGAAGAUGACAGAGCUGAUUUGAGUCAGCUGGAGUCCGUGAUGGUGAAGGAGUUCAUCACGCAGCAGCUCAUCCAGCUAGUGGACUGCUUAGACACUGCAGAGGAGGGAGGAAGAAAACGUGUGCUUGCAGUCCUGAAGGAGAUGCUGGUGCUGCCGAACACACCCCUCUCUCUGAUCAGUCAGCUGGUACAGAGACUCAUGAGAAUUAUCCACGACGAUCAGCAGCGCAUCACAACGGUAGCUGAGAUCAUCUCUGACGUGAGGGAGCCGAUUGUGCCCGUCACACAAACUGAGGAUGAGAACGAGAAACGCAAAAGACAAGUUAAACUGGCAGAGGUGAAGGUGUGUAUAAUGGAGUGGAAGCAACAGCUGGAAGAAUGCAUCAGUGCUCAGGACUUCAGUCGCGCUGCUGAGUUGAAGAACUCCAUUACUGAGCUGGAGGAGCUGAAGAACCAGUUGACACAGGAGAACACACAUGCUGAACCUGCAAAAGAGCAGGACGCAGAGAAGUUCUUGGUUUCAGGUUUAGAACUCUCCAAUAUUUCAUCUCGAUUUACCAAGAAUGAUCCGGAGAUGUUGCUGAAGUGUCUGAUGAUGUGUGCCGAAGCGCUGAAACAGAUGAACAUCAACCGAGGAAUCUGUCCGACUAUCAACGGCCUCCUAGAGUCACUGGUGUUGCCAUGUGUAUCAAACUCUAAUGCUGCAGUGAGGAACAUGGCUGUUGUGUGUUUGGGCACUGCAGCUCUCCAUAGCAAAGACCUCGCCAAGACACACCUGGUGCUCCUGCUGCAGAUCACCCAGCUGGACGAGCCUAAGAUCAGGAUCACUGCUCUCAGAGCUGUGGUCGAUCAGCUGCUCUUGAAUGGCCUAGACCUCCUGCGCGAUAGCCCUGCCUCCCAGCAAACGCAAACCUCCAAUUGGCUGGAUGGCAGUGAUGGACAAGCAGAUCGUCCAGUCGAAGAGGAGGAUAAUCCUGUCCAGAGUAUUCUGAAGCUGCUGGCUGAAUUCUUGGACAGUGAGAUCUGUGAUCUGCGCACGGAGACGGUGGAGUGUGUGUGUAAGCUGCUGUACUGUGGCAGGAUGGUGAGCGUGAAGCUGCUCACUCGUCUCAUUCUGCUCUGGUACAACCCACUGACUGAAGAGGACCAGAGAUUGAGACACUGUAUCGGGGUGUUCCUGCAGCUCUACACACACUCGCACAGGGCUCAUCAGGAAUGCGUAGAGGAGAGCUUCAUUCCCACCAUGCGGACAUUAUUCAAUGCUCCUGCCACGUCUCCGCUCUCCGAGAUUGACACCAACAAUGUUGCAGAGCUCUUCGUAGAGCUCACACGUGCCAACACGCAAACUCAGGGAACGAGUGUGCAUGAGUCUCUGGCUGUGCGAGUGUGUAAUGAGAUUCUGCGAGACACCUCCGCUCCUGAGGUGCGUCUGUAUUGUAAAACCCUAGGCAGUCUGGAGAUCAGCGCUGAUCCGGGACCUGCUAAUAACGAACUGCAGCAGCUCCUCACCUCCAUUCUGCAGGAGGUGAAGGACAAACACUGCAUGAAAGCCUUAGAGAAAGUGCUUGCUCGUCUUAAAGGAGAGCAGUUUGUUCGAGUUGUACACACUCAGGACGCAGUGCUGAACUCUCUGGAUGAAAACGCCAGCGAACUUGCAAACGGAGAUGCUGGCAAAUCUAAACAACCCAGAAGAGGUCAGAAGAAAGCUACGACAGCCCGGAGUGUAAAAAAACAGUCUAAAGCAAAGGAGUGUUCUGAUGAAAGCGAUGAGGAGAAUGUUCCAGAAGCUACAGAGGCUCCAUCGGCACGUCCAAGUCGGCGCGCUAAAACGGCAGCUCUGGAUAAAACCAGGCAGGACCUGACGGCGCUGAUGAAUCGCGAAGCCAGUGUGUAGGUCAGGAUUAUCUAAACAUCUCCAAGCGCACCCAUUCUCGCCGUGUGUUGUGUUCAGGAGAUGAUUUCUACGAUCAGUAUUUAUUCAGUGUCGAACCACCAACAAGUGGUGUUUUAACACCUACAUUCAUCAACAUGUAUAUCUGUUUAACAUUAAGAUCCACAUGAAUAACUCCUUCAUGAGUGAUUCUACUUCCAUAUGUGGCAUUAUGAGUCAUGAAUAUUAAUGUCAUUAACAUAUCAUAAUUCAUUAUGGUGAAAUUGAUACGACAAAACCUACUAAUAAAGCUUAUUUUCUGUGCCAUUGAGGCGCCCCCCCCCCCUCCAAAAAAAAAAAACCUUCAUUGCUGCACAGUGUUUACUCUUUUCUAUUAUUAAUCAUCACUGCAGUGUGUAACAUCUCCUCUGUUCUCCACAUUCAAGAUUUGACCUUUACACAGAGACAGGGCACUGUUGAACUUCUCGUUAUAAUAUCCGCAAAACUCACCUGACUUGCAAACCUGAGCAAGUUACUCUUUUAAUGUUUUUUAUUCUCAAGUGUUUAUUUUUAAACCACAAUAAAUAAUUUUCUCUGUCA
Messenger RNA from Neoarius graeffei (lesser salmon catfish), 3692 nucleotides. RefSeq names its product non-SMC condensin I complex, subunit G (gene ncapg). The record is from RefSeq and is a predicted model, not a curated record. Lineage: Eukaryota; Metazoa; Chordata; Actinopteri; Siluriformes; Ariidae. The coding region runs from base 72 to 3116 and encodes 1014 amino acids. Gene Ontology annotation, biological process: mitotic chromosome condensation. The transcript is spliced from 23 exons. Gene Ontology annotation, cellular component: cytoplasm; condensed chromosome; condensin complex. Gene Ontology annotation, molecular function: protein binding.